AUGGCUACGUCAGACUUUUCCGUCAUGAUCGGCCAGCCAACGCUCGUUGCUCCAGAGACUCUGACGCCUCAUGAAUUCAAGUACUUAUCGAACAUCGAUGACCAAAUGGGCCUCUGUAAUCACAUUCCGUUCAUCCAUGUCUACCGCGGGCCUCAAAACGGACCAGGCUGUGACUCUGGACCAAUUAUACGUCAAACUCUGUCUCGGACUCUGGUUCACUAUUAUCCAUUAGUAGGGCGGCUGAGGAACGGAGUGAAGGAAAAGCUAGUGGUAGAGUACAUCGGAGAGGGCAUGGUUUACAGAGACGCGGAUGUAGAUGUUACGAUCAAACUGCUAUGCGAAGCCACCGGGGGCAUCCGAUCGACCUACUAUGGUGCCGCUGUGGUCUUCCCGUGCGCCAUAACUGACGCCAGCGACCUCGGACGACCGUUGAAGACAGCCGACAAUCAAAUCACAGCCUCAAAAAGCGUCAAGUCAAACGACGAGUAUAGGUCAUCAACGGUUGACUUUAUGGAGGUCAACAAGAGGAGGGGGUUCUACAGGGGGCUGGCGGCGUUCGUGGUCUCUGACAUGAGCAGGUUGAGGUUUGCUGCUGUGGACUUUGGGUGGGGUCAAGGGAUCUAUGGUGGGCGCGCGAGGGCUGGCACUGGGGCUGUGCCGUGGAUGCUGAAGCAGAGCUUAAAAGCUUUCCUUGGCAUUCCAAAACUGAAUCUGGAAAAGUAA
Molecule: messenger RNA, 723 nt
Organism: Asparagus officinalis (garden asparagus)
Lineage: Eukaryota; Viridiplantae; Streptophyta; Magnoliopsida; Asparagales; Asparagaceae
Product: benzyl alcohol O-benzoyltransferase-like
Exons: 3
Coding region: 1-723 (240 amino acids)
Molecular function (GO): acyltransferase activity, transferring groups other than amino-acyl groups
Source: RefSeq, a predicted model, not a curated record